AUGGCAGCAAGGAAACCUUCAGGCGUGUUCGUUCUGCUCCUUGCAAACCUCUGGUGUGGAUUUGCCCUUUGCCUGCCCACAGCAAAGGUGUCGGACUACGACGUGGACGGCGGGCGGGACCGUGACAUCUUCGACAUCAAUGAAGAGGCAGGGCUGGAUCUGGCAGAGGGGGACAUUGUGCUCGACGAGAGGCAAACUCGUAAUUCCAUAAUAGGGGAAGAGUACAGGUGGCCGAAGACGAUCCCGUACUACAUGGAAGAUGACUUGGAGGUCAACGCUAAAGGAGUGAUUCUGAAGGCCUUCGAGCAGUACCGGCUCAAGACCUGCAUCGACUUCAAGCCCUGGAGCGGAGAGGCAAACUACAUCUCCAUCUUUAAAGGAGGCGGCUGUUUCUCCUCGGUGGGAAACCGGCGCGUUGGGAAGCAGCGCUUGUCAAUCGGCAGUAACUGUGACCGCAUCGCCACCAUCGAGCACGAGUUCCUCCACGCUCUGGGCUUCUGGCACGAGCAGUCCAGAGCGGACCGCGACGACUACGUCAACAUCAUGUGGGACCGCAUCUCCGCGGGUAAGGAGAAUAACUUUAAAAGCUACAACGACACCACCUCCAGCGCUCUGGGCGUGCCCUACGACUACGGCUCCAUGAUGCACUACAGCAAGAACGCCUUCCGCAACGGCAGCGAGCCCACCAUCGUCACCAAGAUCCCGGCCUUCGGCGCCGUGAUCGGCCAGCGCAUGGAGUUCAGCGACAGCGACCUGCUGAAGCUGCACCGCCUCUACAACUGCACCCAGGGCAGCACCUUCCUGGACUCCUGUGACUUUGAGCGUGAGAACAUUUGCGGGAUGAUCCAGGGACCGGACGACACGGCCGACUGGGUCAGGGUCUCCAGAGCCGACGGAGGGCCCAGCACCGACUACUCCAACAUGGGCAAAUGCACCGGCUCAGGGUAUUUCAUGCACUUCAACACCGGCACGGCGGCCGUGAAGGCCACCGCCGCGCUGGAGAGCCGGCUCCUUUACCCCAAACGAGGGUUCCAGUGUCUGCAGUUCUUCUACUACAACAGCGGCGGCCCGACCAACUCGCUGGACAUCUACGUCAGGGAAUACGACGCCGCGAACCCCGACGGGAAGCUGCGCAUCGUGAAGAGUCUCCAUGGCUUCCACGAGGAGCAGUGGCAGCUGCACCACGUGAGUCUAAACGUCAACACGAAAUUCCGCGUAGUUUUCCAGGGGACCAAAGGGGGUCCCGGAGCGGCGGCGGCGGGGGGCCUGUCGCUGGACGACAUCAACCUCUCCGAGACCGCCUGCCCGGAUUUUAUGUGGCGUGUGAACAACUUCAGUCGGGUGAUGGAAGAAGCCGCCGCCGACACGUCCAUCUUCAGCCCCCCGUUCCGCUCCGGGGAGGGCUACUCCUUCCAGAUGGAGCUGUACCCCGGCGGGAAGGCGGGGUACCCCGACGAGCUGUCGGCCUACGCCCACCUGACGGCCACCGAAGGGGACGCCGGGCAGAAAUGGCCGUGCCCCUGGAAACAGAUCACCAUGACGAUGAUGGACCAGCACCCACACAUCCAGAAGCGCAUGUCCAACCAGCGCAGCGUCACCACCGACCCCGACAUGAAGGCGGCAGGCUCGGACAGCUUCUUCUGGGACGACCCCCGCAAGGUCGGCGUCGAGGUCACGCAAGACGGGAACACGUUUUUCCGAGGGCCGGGCGCCGGCACCGCCGUGUAUCUCACCCGCCUCCGGGCCAAGAGCAGGGACUUCAUUAAGGGAGGAGACGCCAUCUUCCUCCUCACCAUGGAAGACGUGUCUCAUCUGACCGUCACUCAGCCUCUGCCCGCCACGACCCGGCCGCCCGGCACCACGACCCACGGACCCGGCACCACCGGGCCCUCCGGUGCCUGCCUCGAUGUGCAAUGUCUGAACGCCGGAGUCUGCGUGGUGGAUGAGGGGAAGGCCGCCUGCAGGUGCGAGGUGGGUGAUGACUGGUGGUACUACGGGAGCAGCUGCCAGUACAAGGGCUCCACCUCGGACAGCACCACCCUGGCCCUCGCCUCCUCGCUGUCCGUCCUGGGAGGGAUGCUGCUGGUGACGGGCCUCAGUGUCUACUGCCUCAAGAAGAAGUAUAAGAAACGCAGUCAUGACAUCAGCGUUGUCAUGGAGAACGUGAGCGCAACCAAGUAAACUUGGUGAACAGAAGAAAAAGGAAAAAAAAUGACUAAGUAAAAAAAACUCUUUUUGAUACAUUUCUGAAAAUAUCUUUGAAAGCAGGUUCUGGAUUUAAAGAUGCAAGGCGACCCCGUACUCGAGAUGAGAACGCCUCCUUCUGCUCAAUCAACGUAAACACACGAGAGCAAAAUAAUAAUA
Pseudoliparis swirei is the source of this 2364-nucleotide messenger RNA. RefSeq names its product meprin A subunit beta b (gene mep1bb). Bases 1 to 2181 code for a protein of 726 amino acids. The record is from RefSeq and is a predicted model, not a curated record. Gene Ontology annotation, biological process: proteolysis. Gene Ontology annotation, cellular component: membrane. The transcript is spliced from 14 exons. NCBI's taxonomy places the organism in Eukaryota, Metazoa, Chordata, Actinopteri, Perciformes, Liparidae. Gene Ontology annotation, molecular function: protein binding; zinc ion binding; metalloendopeptidase activity.